UUAAGAGAACAGAGAAUGUUUUGCUUGGAAAAGAGGUCUCUGGGGUACAUAGCGGCUGUCUCCAAGUAUUUGAAUGCUGGUGGAAAAGAGACUAGACCUGUUCUAUUUGUCCCCAGCAACAGAAGUGGAAGUUGCAGAGAGGUAGCUUUAGGCUGGAUUUCGUUGGGAGCUGUCCAAAAGCAGAGCUGGCUCCUCUGGAGGUUGCGGAGUGCAAGGCUAGACCACCCCUCCCCUGUCUCGCGUUCUGCAGAGGGGAUUCCUGCGCUGCCGCAGAUAGGACCACGUGCCCUCCCUUUGAGGAGAGGGAAAGGGGGCGGACCUUUCCGAAGGGAGGAACCUUGGCGCGGCGGCCCCGGACGUUGCGUGGCCGGGCGGACCCUUUUCCCGGUGCACUGCGAAGUGCCUUCACCUCAAGCCAGAGGAGGAGGCGGCGGCGCCUGUGGGGUUGGCGAGAUGAGCGGGAGGCCCGAUUUUAUCCCGCUGAAGUUCCUGCCCGAUGAGGCCCGGAACCUGCCACCGCCGAAGCUGACGGACCCGCAGAUCUUCUACACGGGCUUAAUGGGCUACUGCGCGGGGCUGUUGAAUAACCUGCUCAAUCGCCGGCCUGUGGUGACCGCUGGUUUACAUCGCCAGCUCCUGUAUGCCACUUCAUUCUUUUUUGCGGGAUAUUACCUUGUUAAACGAGAAAACUUUAAGUAUGCUGAAAAGGACCGUGAUAUGUUUCAGUAUAUGAAAUCGUGUUCAGAAAAAUUUGAAGAAAAGGAAAAGAAAAUUUAUGCUGAAAUUCUUGAAGACUUUUAUCCAAUUCGCUGAAACUUCUGACUGUCUGCUCUUAUUUCUUUCCCAAGAGCUUUUGUUCAUGAACUCAAUGGGCUGUAUUUCUAACAUGUCUCAUUCAUGUGUAAUGAAAAAAUUAAGAUCUUAUAAUUAAAUGAGUGACAUGAAUACAUGA
This is a messenger RNA of Phascolarctos cinereus (koala), 952 nucleotides long. It is a transcript of the gene NDUFC2, whose product is annotated as NADH:ubiquinone oxidoreductase subunit C2. Gene Ontology annotation, cellular component: mitochondrial inner membrane; respiratory chain complex I. NCBI's taxonomy places the organism in Eukaryota, Metazoa, Chordata, Mammalia, Diprotodontia, Phascolarctidae. The record is from RefSeq and is a predicted model, not a curated record. Gene Ontology annotation, biological process: mitochondrial electron transport, NADH to ubiquinone.